AUUUAUGUCAAAACACAAAACAGUAUGUUUCAAUGCAAAAAAGCAGUGUACAUGCUUGUCUGUACUUUUUAUAUUAUCUUUUCUGGCUGCUUUGGUUUGAUGGACAGACACGGCCCAUUUCCAUGUGUAAUGACAACUGUAACCCAGGUUACAGAAAGACCAAGAAGGAAGGCAAGCCAUUUUGCUGCUAUGAUUGUCACCCAUGCCCAGCAGGGAAGAUUUCAGAUAAAACUGGUAAGAAAUGUCAUUAGUUAGACCUUAACAAAUAUUCUUUGCAGACAUAUUAUUUUCUGUACAUAAAAUGUUACCCCCUGCUCAAAAAAUGUAAGAAGGUGCAAAUAUUGCCUUGAAUAACUGCUAGCUGCUGAAGAUUUCCAUUAGUCCAAAAUUCUCUCUGUCAAUGUUUGCCAGUAUCCAACCAUUCGCAUAACCAUUUAAACUUAUUUUAUAUAUUUUAUUUUAGCCAUUUUACUUAUUAUUUAAAUUUCUAGCAUUCAGUCAUAAUUUUACAGUAAUAUAUGUUUUCUUUUCAUUUUAUGUCCAUAUGAAGACCUACAUUUCACUAGGUUUGAAUGUUUUACCUAUGCUUGGAAGUAGGUUAUUCUCACCUUUUGCCCCUUGUAUUUCUACUUUGUUCUCAUUUGUAGAAGAACAAUGCUGUAAUAUUCAAUUUGCAGCAAAGUGGACAUUGGUCUGCUGUGUAUUGAAAAGAAAUUUCUGUUUCAGAUAUGAAGAAUUGUUUUUACUGUCUGGAAGAUCAUUAUCCAAACCAUGAUCAGGAUUUGUGCAUUCAAAAAAAUAUCAUCUUCUUGUCUUACGAAGAGCCCUUGGGGAUCUGUUUGGCCAUUCUUGCUCUUUUCCUCUCUUUCAUGGCCGUUUUCAUGCUUGGGAUCUUCAUCAAACACCAGGACACUCCCAUAGUCAAAGCCAACAAUCGGACUUUGACCUAUAUUCUUCUCACUUCUUUGCUGCUCUCUUUUCUGUGUGUUUUCUUAUUCCUUGGUCAACCUAAUAGAAUAAUAUGUCUCCUCCGUCAAACCACCUUCGGGGUCAUCUUUUCCCUGGCUCUCUCUUCUGUUUUGGCCAAAACAAUUUUAGUGAUUUUAGCUUUUAUGUCCACCAUGCCAAGGUCUUGGAUGAGGAAGUGGAUGGGAAAACACUUGGCUGUCUCCAUUGUCCUUUGCUGCUCCUUUAUCCAAGCCACUAUCUGUAUCAUUUGGUUGACAACUUUCCCCCCAUUUCCUGAUUUUGACAUGCAGUCAAUGGCUGAAGAAAUUGUACUUGUAUGUAAUGAAGGCUCGCCAGCUAUGUUUUACUCUGUCCUGAGCUUUUUGGGAUUCCUAGCCACUGUCAGCUUCAUUGUGGCUUUCCUUGCCAGAAAGUUACCUGAAAAUUUCAAUGAAGCCAAGUUCAUUACCUUCAGCAUGUUAAUUUUCUGCACUGUUUGGCUGUCAUUUGUUCCAACAUAUUUGAGUACCAAGGGGAAAUAUAUGGUGGUUGUCGAGAUCUUUUCUAUUUUAGGGUCCGGGGCUGGAUUACUUGGCUGCAUCUUUUCCCCCAAAUGCUAUGUCAUUUUACUGAAGCCAGAGCUGAACCAUAAGAAGCAAUUCAUAAGAAAGAAGAAUCUUAAAGUUUUAUGCCUUUCGGUCCAUGUAAAUAAGUAAUAGCUUUCAAUUUGUGAUUUUUGAUAGACCACAUAAAUAUUUCUUGUUUCUCAUAUGAGUGCAUGUGUAGAAGAUACAAAGAAUAGAUCCCAGAAAUGACCUAAAUCCAAAGAUCAAAUUUACAUUCAUUUCACUGACACCUUAAAAUCCAUAUAAAAUCUAUAUAUAUAAAAGGGUAAUGAAAUUUCGGCCUAGGACAAAACAACAAAACUACACAUCCAAGAAACACUAAACUUGCCAGCACAACCCCUCAUCUAUGCCUCUACAUUCAUACAACAAAAAGAAAAGAAAAAUAAAGUCCUAAUUAGAGGGAGAGGAAUAAUUGUUUUUAUCCAAUUGCUGCCAGUUAGAAGGCUAAUCUCCACCCACUUGGUCCCCUAGCAACCCACUCAGCCCAGGGGACAGGCCAAGUUAGGCCUCACUUAGACCUCUUCCCCACUGCCUAUAAAAUACAGAUUAUCUGAUUUUAACUGGAUUAUAUGGCAGUGUAGACUCAAGGCCCUUCCACACAGCUAUAUAACCCAUUUAUAAUGGACUUAAUGUCAGGGAAAAACCUUUACCCUUUACCUUAACUACCACCAAUUCCGCAAUACUUUAUUUCCCAUACCACCUUACUUUGCCACAGCAACGCGUGGCCGGGCACAGCUAGUACUGUAUAUAUCUAGCACACAUAUUUUACUUCCAUCCUUGGGAUUUAUUUCUUUAUGUAGUUUGACAUUUAUUUGAAUAUGAAUAACCAUUAUGUUCCUUAAAUUUGGAAUUGGUAUGUUAUUUCUUUUUAUUUAUAUGUAUACCUCAAAU
Messenger RNA from Anolis carolinensis (green anole), 2465 nucleotides. RefSeq names its product vomeronasal type-2 receptor 26. The transcript has a single exon. Gene Ontology annotation, cellular component: plasma membrane. Gene Ontology annotation, molecular function: G protein-coupled receptor activity. The record is from RefSeq and is a predicted model, not a curated record. Bases 729 to 1664 code for a protein of 311 amino acids. Lineage: Eukaryota; Metazoa; Chordata; Lepidosauria; Squamata; Anolidae. Gene Ontology annotation, biological process: G protein-coupled receptor signaling pathway.